AUGGAAGAGAGAGGAAUAUCAAAAAAGAUAAUAGUAGUAGGAGAUGGAGGGUGUGGAAAGACGUGUCUGCUCAUUAAAUACACAGAGAACAGGUUUGAGAAGGCGCACACCGUCACAGUCUUUGAAAACAAGACAGUUCCGUACUUGGACAGGGUCACAGGAAAAACAUACUCCCUUGACCUGUGGGACACAGCAGGACAGGAUGACUUUGACCGUAUAAGGAAAUUGUGCUACAUUGACACCAAUCUCAUUCUCAUAUGCUUCUCGCUGGAUAAGCCAGAGUCCUUCAAAAACAUAGAGGGAAGAUGGAAGGAAGAGGUAGACCAUUUUUGCAAGGACACUCCGAGAAUUCUUGUCGGGCUCAAGGCAGAUCUGAGGAAGACAUCGAGCGAAGAGCUGAUUUCUGAGCAGAAGGCGCUGCAGCUGACGAAGAGCGUGUCUGCGAGGUACUACAUAGAAUGCUCUGCUGCAACAGGAGAAAAUGUAGACGCUGUUUUUGACUCGGCAAUGGACAUACUUCUCAACAGGUCGAAAAAGAAGAAAGAAAAAGGGCCGUCAUGCAAGACCUCGUGA
Messenger RNA from Nematocida minor, 573 nucleotides. Its product is annotated as Ras-like protein gene family, member A. Bases 1 to 573 code for a protein of 190 amino acids. Gene Ontology annotation, molecular function: GTPase activity; GTP binding. The transcript has a single exon. Lineage: Eukaryota; Fungi; Microsporidia. Gene Ontology annotation, biological process: small GTPase-mediated signal transduction. The record is from RefSeq and is a predicted model, not a curated record.